AUGCACGCCUCCCCCGCCGCAUCUCCGCCUGAGAAGGCUCCUUCCGACGAUCAAAGCGCGUCGUGGAAUCCCGCGCUGCGCCCAGACUCCGCUCACGCCCCUGCGCCUCUCUCCACCACCACCCACGACAACACCGAGAUCGACUCCAGCGCGCAGAUGGCCGACGUCGACGCUCCCUUCGACUCCCCGCCGCCGCGGACCUCCGAAGACCGCCAUCCCUUGAACGACGACGAGCGCCCGCGCUUUGUCUUCGACGAGGAGGAGGACGAGUUCGACGCCUGGCACAAUGACGACGAUGGCCAUCUCGACCUCGGCCACGAUGACGCUGGUGCCAGGACUCCCCUGGCCACCGAGCGUUCUGCCACCCCGCAGCCGCCUGCUCCAAGUGCCUCUGUUGCAGAGCCUCACGAGUCUCACGACCCUUACGACACCGAAUCGAACGUAGCCGAAGCGACCGCCGUACCGCCCAUUGAGCAGACUCCAUCCGCGUCCGAGCCCACAAUAGAAACAGCCCCCGUCGAGCAUCCCGCAUCACCACAAGAAACCGCAAUCGAGUCUACGCCCAUUGAGCAGAGUGCACCUGAACUGGAACCUGCGGCGGAACCCGCACCUGCCGAGCAGGCCGAGCACACCGAGCAGACCGAGCAGACCGAGCCUGAAACAGCGCCUACAAUAGAUCCCACGUCUUCCGAGCAGACUGCGGCUGAAGCAGAGCUUGCUCCGACACCCGCAGAAGAGGCCCAACCCACGCCGACGAUAGAGCACGAACAGCCCGACAUCGAGACAAUAGACACCGAAGCGCUGCAUGAGACAAAUCCUCCCGCAGAGACACCAGCGGAGCACUCUCAGGAACAGAACUAUGAGCAUCAAGGCGAGACCACAACGCUGGAAGAGGCUGUGCAGGAGAGCGCUCAAGUGCCAUUGGCAAACGACGCCGGCACUCCCGCCUUGGAAUGGGGCGCAUCGGACAGCGCCUUUGAUUUGGGAUCAUCAGAACCUGCUGCUGCCGCGGAAACACCGCAGGAACCAGCGCCUGAAUUCGUGAAUGAACAUACUGCUGAAGCGGAGCCGGAGCCCGAACAUGCCGCCAACGUGGAUUGGGGAGAUGUGGAAGAUGAUGCUUUUGACCUGGGUGGCCAGGAAUCUGCGCAACCUGCAGAUGCACCGCAAGUUGAGCAGGACUCAAGCAGCCAUCAAGUACCCACUGCCGUGGACUUGGAUUGGGGAACAGCUGCCGACGAUGACUUUAGCUUUGGUGCCCAACAAACGACCGCACACGAAGAACCACAGUCAUUCCCGGAACCUCAACCCGCACCGCAGACAGAGGCAGAACUCGACAUCACACAUCCACAGCAACCGCUGUCCGAAGAGCCGAAUGCUGCAGCGACAUUGGACUGGGGUGAGGCCGCGAAUGCCGAUUUUGACCUGGAAACAACGACAGCUGCACCCGUGCAAGAAGCUCCGGCAGUGGAGUCGAAGGCGGAGGCAGCACCGCCGGCAGAACAGCCUUCCGGAGGCCCGGAUCUGGAUUGGGGUACAUCCGCAGACGAUGAUUUUGGCUUCAGCGCGGUUACACAGGAAAACCACACGUCGCAGCCUACGGAGCUUACGGAGCCGAAAAAUGAAGGGACUGAUAAGAAUGAAGAGGCGGACCUGAGCGCAAUGUGGGCUGAAGCUUUGGCGGACGACGACCUUCUUGAUGAACCCUCGGCCACCGAGCCCUCCGCAACCGAACCCUCAGUUGAUCCGUCUGCUUUCUUCCUCGAUGAUGAUGAAGGGUUCCUGGACGACACUCUCCCUGCUCAGAAUGGCACCGCCGCUGCACCGACACCGCCUGCGCCUGCGAACAAAUACGCUCCAGCAGCAGCGCAGGCACCUCUGCCAGCCGCUCCGAAGAACCCAUACGCUCCGCAAGGAUUGCAGACGACCAACGCCUCUCAACCUGUUCCCGCUCCCGUGCAGACUUCGCCUUACGCUGCGUUGAGCCAGCCAUACCAGCAACCUCAAAGACCUGCCAUGUCAAGCUCUGCGCAGAGUUUUGCGGCCAAGGGAAAGGGUGGCUACUCCUCUCCUUACGAUCUUCCGGAUGACCUCGCGAAGCAGCCCCCAAGGAAAAAGAUUGUCCACGCACCGACUAUACCAGCUCCGCAGUCUAGGGCGCCCCCACCGACGUCCUCUGGCAUGUACUCUAAUGCGUCGUCUCCAUCUCUGCCACCGCCUACGUCGACUUUUCCCCCAUCCCCCAUGCCUGUUCAGUCCCCAAUGACGCCUUCCGGUGGUUUCCCGGGCCAUCCUGCUUCGAAAACGCCGAGUCUUUCCUCAAAGCCAAGCACCGGCGAUUUCUUCGAAGACCUACCAAUCGUGGCGAAACCCCGUCCAGCUGGCAGAUAUACCCCGCAGAUCAAGGGCCCAACCCCUUCUCCACCUCCGAUGGCAGGUCCACCUCCCAGGCAAAGUUCUCAAACCUAUGGGCCUCCUCCAAUUGUUCCCCCUCCCGUUGGAGCACAGCCGCAAAUGCCAGGAUCGCAGUCUUCUCAAGCGUCUCAAGCAUAUGCGCCUUCGGUUGUUCCCCCUCCUGCGGGAGCGCAACCGCAAAGACCAGGUUCACAGCCUCCCCACGCAUCUCAAGCAUAUGCACCACCGCCACAGCCCCAGAGGUCGUCCUCUCACACAUACGCGCCCCCAGUAGCGGCACCGGCACCCCCUCAAAGGUCAUCCUCUCACACAUACGCGCCCCCAGCGGUUGCGCAGUUGCAGGAACCUCAACGCCUCAAUCCCUUCCCAGAUCUGCCCCCAACUUCGCAGCCUGUACAAGGAUUGGGUGUGACAUCGGCCCCGCCUGCUGCCGCCUCUCGCUACUCGCCUGCACCACCGGCUGCAGCUGCAGCUACUUCCCGGUACUCUCCUGCGCCGCCGGCUGCCCCAGCGUCUUCUCGGUACUCUCCAGCAUCUCCGGCAGUCCCGUCACCAGCGUCGCAUAAUCGAUACAGCGCCGAGCUUGCUGGGCCUCCUAAAGGUCCGGCGCUACCGUUUGCCCCACGAACUUCGAGUCCGCUAGCAUACCACAGCACUCCAGAUCAUGGUAUCCCAAGACCCUCGUCUUCUGGCAGCCGCCGAGCUUCUCUACAGCCAAGUGUGGCUUCCGGAGACGAGCCGCUCGGAGGCCAUGGCAGGUCUAGCCUGGAGCUUGUGCGAGAAAUUCCUGAGAACGAGCAGAAGCCGGCCACUCCACCGCCACCGAGAAGUAUCCCUGGAUCUGCAGUCGCUUCCCCUGCUAGGAGAACAACUGCCAACUACACGCCGCAAUAUCAGCAAAUUGUUUCUCCCCCGGGACAAAGUGGAGUCGCACCACCCCGCCGCGCUCAGUCGCAGUCUCCCGGUGCAACUAUGAAGGGUCCUUUGCUGUCGAUGGCUCCAAUUGAGCGGCCUGCGUCUACGAAUGGGGUGACGCCUCCAAGUGCUAAUGCAUCGCCGUACACUCCUUUCGCCGCCGCUGCCCCGACUUCUCAACCCGCCGCAGUUCCCACCUCCGAGCCUGCUUCUAUGUUGCCUCAGCAACGCCCCCGCCGCCCAACCCUCAGCGAGUUAAGUUACGUGAAGCCCACGGAUGAAACCGUGAACGACCCGCUGGAAAGGUGGAAAGGUGCCCCCAUCUUCAAAUGGGGCAUUGGUGGGACUAUCUUGACAAGUUUCCCUCAGAAGAUCACUCGCUAUGGAACCGGUAGCGUUAUGCCUCUGAUCAAGUGCACUCCGGGCGAAGUGCAGCUGCAAAAGGCAAAGGAGAUUUGCCCCCUUUGGGAUCCCAUUGCGAAAUUCCCUGGCCCACUCAAGACCAAGAGCCAGAAGAAGCAAGCUCUUAGUUGGUUGCACCAGAGCAUUGAGACGAUGGAGAAAGACUAUCAGAGCAAGAUCUUCAACGGGGAACUCCCUGCCGAGGCCAGGAUUCGAUUUGAGGAGAAGAUUCUUCUAUGGAAGGUCUUGGAGGUAUUCGUCGAGCAUGAUGGCCACUUGGAGGGGUCUGACGUUAUCAAUCAAGCCGUCCAGAAAAUACUUGCGAACGGCCAAGACGAAGAGCCUCAACUCUCGAGCCCGGUGGACAUUAUGGGCUCUUCAGCAACGACUGGCUCUGUCAACACUGCCGAGCCCAUUGAUCCGAAGUCUGUUGAACAGCUGCGUGCUCAUCUUCUCAAAGGCAAUCGCGAGAAGGCUGUCUGGGACGCUGCUGACAAGAGGCUUUGGGGCCAUGCAAUGCUGAUCGCCUCGACAAUGAACAAGGACAUCUGGAAGCAAGUGGCUCAGGAGUUCGUCCGCCAGGAAGUCCGCAAGGUGGCUGGUGACAACCAAUCUUUAGCUGCACUCUACGAAGUUUUUGCUGGCAAUUGGGAGGAGAGUAUCGACGAGCUUGUACCAGCUUCGGCCCGUGCUGGUUUCCAGAUGGUCAGCAAGACCGAUCGGUCUGGUGCCAACACGAACGUCUUCGCAGGCUUGGAUCGCUGGCGAGAGACUCUCGUGCUUGUUGUCAACAACAGAAGCGAUGGUGAUCCACAGGCACUGCUGACUUUGGGCAAACUUCUCGCAGGAUACGGCCGUGUCGAGGCGGCCCACAUUUGCUAUCUCUUUGCUCGCUCUGCUGUCAUCCUAGGCGGCGCAGAUGAUCUCUCGGCACACGUUGUUCUCAUCGGCGCGGACCAGGUCAACCAGCGAUCGGACAUCGGCCGGGACAUCGAACCCAUCCUCUUGACUGAGAUCUUUGAAUAUGCCGUGUCACUUUCGGCGCCCACAGCACCCCCGGCCAUUCCUCAUCUGCAGGCCUACAAGCUUGCUCAUGCUUUCGCACUGUCUGAGUAUGGCUACAGAACGGAGGCUCAAGCCUACUGCGAUGCAAUCACGACUGCGAUGAAGUCGACCACUCGCUCCUCGCCGUACUACAACGCUUCCCUCGUCCAGGAACUUGACGACCUCAUCAAGCGCCUCUCGGAAGCGCCGAAGGACUCGUCGUCUUGGAUCUCGAAGCCAACCAUGGGCAAGGUGUCGAGCACUGUUUGGUCUAGCUUCAACAAGUUUGUGGCCGGUGAAGAGGAUGACGCGGAGUCGACAGGGCCUGGAGGCACCGACACGAGCCCCUUCGCCAAGGUCUCUGGAGACACUCCGAGCGUGAGCAGAUCUCCUUCCACUGUCGACAUGUAUGGAACAUAUUCGGGUGGUAGUGCCCCCUAUGCGCCAUCCAGCUCUGUCGCUGGCUCCCGAUAUGCUCCUUCGGCUGGUGGAUACGCUCCUCGGACUUCUGGCGAGCAGCCACGUUCUCGCUACGACCCAGUGGGGCAGUCGCCAUACCAACCACACCGACCUGCAGCUGAGUCUGGAGAGCGACACGAGAUGCCUAUGGAUGCUUUGUUCGCGCAUCAAGGAACGCCGCCGUCGUCGUACAACCCUCCCACGACGCAGUACGCGCAGCAACCAAAGGUCCAGAGCCCAUAUGCUCCAUCCAACGGAUCGGUGCCUGCUGGAUCACCUUUCAACCCCUUGGGGAGCCCGUACACACCAACGACGUCUGGCUUCCAGUCUCUUGGUGCGUCGGUGGACGGAAAAGCCACAAGUAGCUAUGAACCUCCGAGCAGCAACUUUGGACCUCCUCUAAACUCUCAAGAAGCCCCUUCAAACUCUUACGAUCCGCCAACAAGCUCGUACGAGCCGCCUUCGUACCAACCCUACGAGCCUGAGCCCGAGGCUGAAGAAGAAGCGAAGGAGGAAAAGGCCAAGAAGAAGUCGUUCAUGGAUGACGAUGACGACGACGAGAUCGAGCGUCGUGCUGCAGCUGUCAAGGCGCAGCAAAAGGCAGAAGCCGACCGGAUAGCUGACGAGGCUUUCCGCAAGGCGGCCGAAGCAGAUGCCGCCAAACCCGCCGGACCGAAGAAGACGGGCUCCUGGCUCGGCGGCUGGUUCAAACGCUCCGACAACGGCGGCGGCGGCGGCAUGGGCGACGCCGGCCAGGGCGGCAACAAGCCCAUCCGCGCCAAGCUCGGCGAGGAGAACUCGUUCUACUACGACCCGGACCUCAAGAAAUGGGUCAACAAGAAGGCGGGGCCCGCCGACCACUCCAAACCCGCCGCCACGCCGCCCCCGCCCAAGGGCGGCCCCCCGCUCCGGCCCUCGGCCUCGAUGGCAAACCUCGCGGGCCCGCCGCCGUCGGCCAAGGCCGCCGGCCUCACGCCUCCCGGCCCGCCCGCCGGCCCGCUCCGCAGCACGAGCAUGCCGCCGCCGAUGGCGGCGAGCGCGCCUGGCUCGGGCGCGGCGACGCCGGUCCGCUCGGGCUCGCCUGCCGUCGGUGGUGGUGGUGGCCCGCCCGGUGGUGCCGGCGGACCGCCCAGUCGGCCGGCGACGAGCAUGAGCAACGCGAGCAGCAUCGACGAUUUGAUCGGGGUGCCGGCGCCGAGGAAGGGGCCGGCGGCGAAGAAGAAGGGGCGCGGGGCGGGGAGGUAUGUCGAUGUCAUGGCGAAGUAG
Molecule: messenger RNA, 6501 nt
Organism: Diplodia corticola
Lineage: Eukaryota; Fungi; Ascomycota; Dothideomycetes; Botryosphaeriales; Botryosphaeriaceae
Product: copii coat assembly protein sec16
Exons: 2
Coding region: 1-6501 (2166 amino acids)
Biological process (GO): autophagy; COPII vesicle coat assembly; Golgi organization
Cellular component (GO): ER to Golgi transport vesicle membrane; endoplasmic reticulum exit site
Source: RefSeq, a predicted model, not a curated record